This is a messenger RNA of Nerophis ophidion (straightnose pipefish), 4500 nucleotides long. RefSeq names its product transcription factor SOX-6-like. The record is from RefSeq and is a predicted model, not a curated record. Gene Ontology annotation, molecular function: RNA polymerase II cis-regulatory region sequence-specific DNA binding; DNA-binding transcription factor activity, RNA polymerase II-specific. Gene Ontology annotation, biological process: central nervous system development; regulation of transcription by RNA polymerase II; positive regulation of chondrocyte differentiation. Bases 465 to 2822 code for a protein of 785 amino acids. Gene Ontology annotation, cellular component: nucleus. NCBI's taxonomy places the organism in Eukaryota, Metazoa, Chordata, Actinopteri, Syngnathiformes, Syngnathidae. The transcript has 16 exons.
CGAUGCUGACAGAUUCCAGAAAGCAGGAGCGAGGACAUGUUUUUCUUCCCAAAGAAAGACGAAGUUGAUGAGAAGUUGUCCCCCAAUGAGCGCGAAGGAGGAGGUCUUAUCUGUCCUGCGUGUCUUCAUCAGUCACUGGGACGCACUCGGACCGACUUCACGUCCACGCCGCGCCGGACCAGGAAUAACUCGUGCAAGGAGACGCUCGGAAGGAACAGAUCUAACCCCCCGCCCCCCGCUAGAACCCUAUCUGAGCCGCUCUUCUGCCCCGCAGCUGCGACUCCCCGAGGACUUAAGUUGGCCAUGAAGACCCGAAUGGACUGACUUUACUUGGCCGGGAUAAACACGACCUGGACGCGCUCAAGUCUCCCGCUGAGACGACAAGCGAGCAGGUGAUGUCGAUAAAGUUUGCUGUCCUCCAAAAGUGAGAAGACGGCGUCGGAGUUGUUCAAGAGUCUUCAUUAAUGAUGUCUUCCAUGCGAGCGUCGCCUCCCUUUCGCGCUCCAUCCGUGGAAGCGGACGACGACGACAACAACGCUGCCUGGUUGGACGACGAAGGUCCCAGGGAGACCACGUCGCCCUCUCCUCCCGACCAGCCCCGGCCCCUGGAUGAGCUGCAGCCAAUCAGGGAGAAGCGAGGGGCCGCGGACUCGUGGGAUGAUGUCGGCUCCUCUGCCAUGGACCACGAUGGCGCUAAAGGAUGCUCCGCCUACUCCUACCGGGCCAACUCCGCCUCCCCGCCCAAGCCGGAGGAGUGUUACCGGGGGGAUCGCGGCGAGCAGACGGUGUCGGGCGCCACCUUCGGCACGCCGGAACGCCGCAAAGGGAGUCUGGCGGACGUGGUGGACACCUUGAAACAGAAGAAGCUGGUGGAGAUGACCAAGACGGAGCAAGACGAGCCGUCCUGCAUGGAGAGACUGCUCUCCAAGGACUGGAAAGAACGCGUCGAUCGACUCAACGCCACUGAGCUGCUGGGUGAGGUCAGAGGGACGUCAGAGUCGCUGGAGGACAAGGAGCGGCAGCUUUCCGCCAUGAUCGGCCAGCUGAUCAGCCUGCGCGAGCAACUCCUCUCUGCCCACGACGAGCAGAAAAAGAUGGCCGCCUCGCAGCUGGAGAAGCAGAGGCAGCAGAUGGAGCUCGCCAGGCAGCAGCAGGACCAGAUUAGCAGACAGCAGCAGCAACUCCUGCAGCAGCAACACAAGAUCAACGUUCUCCAACAACAGAUCCAGGUCCAAGGGCACAUGCCCCCUCUCAUGAUCCCCGUGUUUCCUCACGAUCAGAGAUCUUUGGUGGCUGCCGCCGCCGCACAGCAAGGUUUCCUCUUACCACCCGGCAUGUCCUACAAACCAGGUGACAACUACCCCAUGCAGUUCAUUCCUUCAACAAUGGCAGCCGCUGCGGCUUCUGGACUCAGUCCACUUCAACUACAGCAGUUGUACGCCGCCCAGCUCGCAAGCAUGCAGAUUUCACCAGGGGCCAAGAUGGCGCCCCUCCCGCAGGGGCCCAACGCCUCGGGCCCCCUGUCGCCUUCCGCCCUCAAGAGCGAAAAGAAAGCGUCCAGUCCUGUCGCUCAAGUCAAGGAGGAAGGAUCCACACAACCUCUCAACCUCUCAGCCCGACCGAAGACAGGAGAGCCUCUGCGCUCGCCAACAUCGCCCACUCAGACCAUGUUCUCCGGCAACAAGACCAGCCCCACCGGGGGAGGCAAGGCCCGGGUCCCCAGCCCUGUGACCUCCAUGGGCCGCAACGCAUCCCUAGACAUCUUGUCCAGCCUGAACUCCACGGCUCUCUUCGGGGACCAGGACGCCGUGAUGAAGGCCAUCCAGGAGGCCAGGAACAUGAGGGAGCAGAUCCAGAGAGAGCAGCUGCACCACCACCCGCAGCACCAGCCUCCCUCGCAUCUUCAUCACCACCACCAUCAUCAUCCUCCUCCCGCCGCAGCGCCUCCCGGUCACCAAAGUCUGGAGGCCAAACUGUCGGCGCUGAGCAGCAUGAGCCUCAACAACGGCAACAAGGAGCGUCUGCACUACGAAUCGCUGAGUCAUCACUUGGGCAAACUGGGCGAGGAUGCGGGCAAGAUGGUCCAUCGAGUCAUCGACCUGACCAGGCCAGAGGAUCUGGAUGGAAGCAGCAUCACGGAGGCGCGAGUGUUCCGGGAGGCGCGGGGCAGGAACAACAGUGAGCCGCACAUCAAGAGGCCCAUGAACGCCUUUAUGGUCUGGGCCAAAGACGAGCGGAGGAAGAUCUUGCAGACCUUCCCUGACAUGCACAACUCCAACAUCAGCAAGAUCCUAGGUUCUCGCUGGAAAGCUAUGACCAACCAGGAGAAGCAGCCGUACUACGAAGAGCAGGCCCGCCUCAGCAAGAUCCACUUGGAGAAGUACCCCAACUACAAGUACAAGCCGCGGCCCAAGAGGACGUGCAUCAUCGACGGCAAGAAGCUGCGCAUCGGCGAGUACAAGCAGAUGAUGCGCUCACGACGCCAGGAGAUGAGACAGUUCUUCGUUGGCCCCCAGGCUCCCAUCCCACUGGGCAACAGCGCAGGCGGCGUGGGCGUCUACCCGGGUGGCAUCACCAUGGCGACGGCCGCCACGCCCUCCCCCCACCUGACCUCGGACUGCUCCAGCAACUCUGCCAGCCCCGAGCCGGCCGCGCCCGUCAUCCAGGCCGCGUACGGCGUGGUCAAGGCCGAGCCCGUCAGCGUGGGCAACAACGGCGCCACCGCCGACGACGACACGGACAUGUACGAGGACUUCGAGGACGAGCCCAAGUCGGACUACAGCAGCGAGCACGAGACGCGGGAGGACAUCGGCGCCAACUGAGGGCGCUCACAAAACAAACCGUCUUCAUCAGACGGUCGACAGUGACCUCGGACCCGCCGAGACGAGCCGGUCACAAUCUGAGGAGUCGGCAACUUUUUAUUAUCUCCGUCUUUUUACUUCUCGUCUUUGAUUUUCUGCCGUCCGUACAAACUCUGGACUGGCACGACUUGAAAUGACUUGAAAAGUUUGAAUAUCAAAUCUUUUAGUCUUACGUUCGUUUCUUGACAAACUACGGUGGCUGACAAGGACCAACAAGCAGCUACGUCCGAGCGCUCCAAACGUAAAAAUGAUUGAAAAGCAAAAAACACCAAAAAACAUGGAACACAAAAAAAUGUUGCAAGUCAAGGAGCAAAACAAAAGCGAGUUAGGCUCCCGGGAAAUUAACAAGUCUACGAGGAAGUUAGCCAGGCUACUAGAAGUUGAGGUAGGCUACUAGAAAAUUAGCCAGGCUACCAGGAAGUUAGCUAAGCUACCAUAAGAUUAGCGAGGCUACCAGAAGGUUAGUUAGGCUACCAGGAAGUUAGCCAGGCUACCAGACUUUUAGCUAUGCUACUAUAAAGUUAGCCAGUUCUACCAGGAAGUGAGCAAGGCUACAAGAAAAUUAGCCAGUCUACCAGGAUGUUAGCUAAGCCACCAGAAGGUUAGAGAGGCAACUAUAAGGUUAGCAAGGCUACCAGAAGGUUAGCUAGGCUACCAGGAAGUUAGCCAGGCGACCAGAUGUUUAGCUAGGCUACUAUAAAGUUAGCCAGUUCUACCAGGAAGUUAGCAAGGCUACCAGAAUGUUAGCUAGGCUACCAGGAAGUUAGCCAGGCUACCAAAAGGUUGGCCAGGCUACUAGAAAAUUAAUUAGGCUACCAGGAAGUUAACUAAGCUACCAGAAAUUUAGCAAGGCUACCAGAAGGUUAGCUAGACUACCAGGGAGUUAGCCAGACGACCAGAUGUUUAUCAAGGCUACUAUAAAGUUAGCCAGGAAGUUCUACUAGGAAGUUAACUAAGCUGCCAGAAGGUUAGCGAGGCUGCCAUACUGUUAGCAAGGCUACCAGAAGGUUAGCUAGGCUACUAUAAAUUAGUCAGACUACCAGGAAGUUAGCUAAGCUACCAGAAGGUUAGCAAGGUAUACCAGGAGGUUAGCUAGGCUACCAGGAAGUUAGCCAGGCGACCAGAUGUUUAGCUAGGCUACUAUAAAGUUAGCCAGUUCUACCAGGAAGUUAGCUAAGCUACCAAAAGAUUAGUUAGCCUACCUGGAAGUUAGACAGGCCGCCAUGAAAUGAGCAAGGCCACCAGGAGGUUAGGUUAGCGACCAGGAAGUUGCGAAGGCUACCAGAAGGUUAGCUAGGCUACCAGGAAGUUAGCCGGAUUACUAGAAAGUUAGCCAGCUCUACCAGGAAGUUAGCAAGGCUACCAGAAGGUUAGUAAGGAUACCAGGAUGUUAACCAGGCUACCAUGAAGUUAGCUAGGCUACCAGGAAGUUAGCCAGGCCAACCGAAGGUUAGCUAAGUAACCAGGGAGUGAGCCAGGUUACUAGAAAGUUAGCCAGCUCAACCAGGAAGUUAGCAAGGCUACCAGAAGGUUAGUAAGGCUACCAGUAAGUUAACCAGGCUACCAGAAAGUUAGCUAGGCUACCAGGAGGUUAGUCAGGCUACCAGAAGGUUAACAAGGCUACCAGGAAGUUAGAUAG